Coccomyxa subellipsoidea C-169 is the source of this 1569-nucleotide messenger RNA. RefSeq lists its product as hypothetical. The record is from RefSeq and is a predicted model, not a curated record. Gene Ontology annotation, biological process: malate transport. Bases 1 to 1569 code for a protein of 522 amino acids. Lineage: Eukaryota; Viridiplantae; Chlorophyta; Trebouxiophyceae; Coccomyxaceae. The transcript is spliced from 13 exons.
AUGGUGACGCGUCAUCCGGCAUGGACAGCUGUCAUCAGCUUCCUCGUUGCUCUCGCCUCCUCCAUGCUGGCGGUCAAGCUGAAGCUGGACUACUCCUGCAAGCUGCUCAGCAUCACCUUUAUCGUUGUGCUGUGGACACCUGAGAGCAAGGAGCAGGCGGUGCUCGUGGCAGCAUCGCGAGUCAGCUGCAUCGUGCUGUCAGUGCUGAUCAUGGCCCUAUUGGCGAUGCUGAUCUACCCCCAGAUUGCCUCAGAACAGGUGCUUGGUUCGCUAAACAAAGCAAUGGAAUCGAUGGCAAUUUUGAACAGGAUCGUGUGGGAGGAGGUUAUGCACAACAGAGGGGAAAAGGUGGCGGCCGAAGAUGGGCGCCAAAGCCCUUCAGGGGAGAGGCAGCACACAGACAGCGGCGCAAGCAGGCCCUCUGUGACAACUCCAUUCUCUCCAGGUGCCAGUGCAGCGGCAGGCAGCAAUGCGAGUUGGCCGCAGAAUUGGCGGUCCAUGGGUGCAUGGCUGCCAGUGUGCUGCGCGAGGCCGCGGGGGAGGGGGGAUAAUAAACCAGGGGACACAAGCGACGAGGCGGCAGCCAAGCAGCAGCUGGAUGAAGAGGAAAAGGCGGCUGCGGAUCAAGUGGCGCUGCAGCUGGGGUUCAAGGGGUAUGCAGAAUUGGAGAGGGAAGAACCCUUCUUCGACGCCAGCACAGCCGUUCGCAACCAGCAGGCGGCGGCUGAGGAGCAGCUGACGACGGCACUGAGCGAGAUGUAUGUAGGCACGUGGGCCGGCAGAAGGUGGUUUGUGCCAACCGUCUUCUACCAGAACGAGGCGCACAACAAGCAGGGAUGGCACAUGCCCGAGAAGCUGAUGUUACGGCUGGCGAUGCGCAUGCGGAGGGUUGUGCGCGUGCUCAACAUGCUGCAUGCCACCUUCAGGGAGGGCUUCCAGAAGGAGGUCCUAGAGGAAUUGGAGCAUAACUUCCCCCUGGAUCUGCUGGUGGAGCUGUCAGAAGCUGCCAUGGCCACACUGCAGGCUUUUGUGGACGCGUUUCCGAAGCCCGAUCGCCCGGUGACGGCAGAAAUGUCAGAUAUGCGUCUGAGGAAGCUGAGGGAAGUCGCCAAUGUUCUGCUCGCCCUCGCGCAGACCUCGCGCCAGCACAAGGUGGACUUAAUAGCAUUGGGAGAGGAGGUCAGAAAGGCGGUCACGGCCAAAGGCUGCGGCGAAGAAGAGCUGCUGCGGCGGCUGCGGUGGGUGAUUACUAAGACCGGCGGCGGCCUUAGUCAUGCGGUGGGCGCUGACGAGGCGGUCAGUCAGCCCGGUGUCAUGUUCCCCAACACCGAUGCCGGCUGGCUCGCCACGGCUCGGUGGUACAGCUUCCACUUCCUAGUGCACCAAUUGGUGGAAGCCUUGGAUCGGCUGAGGGUGACUCUGAACCUGAUGCUGCCUCGCUUGCCUGGCGCUCACAUCCAGCCGAGCUCACACAACAAAGGUGACAUGAGGCCGACACCCAGUGAGACAGCGGAGCACAGCGCUGCGCAUGCACAACGCAGCAGAGUUCAGGUGGUCCUGGAGGGCUGA